UCGAUUUCUCAUUAUUUUCAGGUACCCAGCGGUUGCCCGCCACUUCCAACAAGAAUUCAACCCACACUUUGGCAAAGAGCGGCUUGCGCGUUUGCUAUUCUUAGAAUCAUUUGAGAGUGAAGACAAUUGUUUUCUUACUCCGUGGUCAAGUUAUAUAUUGCAGGCCAUGUCGAUCCUGUUCCCUCUCCCUCAAAGCAAUUCUCUCCACUCAGUCCAAGAUGCGUUUCAUCACUCCAGCGUUCUCUUUGAUCUUCAUCACACUGGCUUUUGCAGCAUUAUCGUCUGCUGCUGAAGCUCCCGCUGCAAGGUCUACCCCUCCCAAUGCUCCCAUGAAGAAUGAUGGAGAACCGGAUUUCUUCUACUUUGGCGCCAAUGCUGACUCGACUGGGCGUUCAAUGCUUGCAAAUGACGAGAUAAUUUCACAAGCAAUGAAAUGGGGACAAAAGUUUUACAUUGAUCAAUUGGUGGAUAGACCGAAAGAGUUUUUGCCUUCCUCGGCAUUUGAUAUUCCAUCAGUUUCAGACUACGAUCAUCGUACGAACAUUGGACCCGGAGCAGAUUAUAUGCUAAGUUGUUAUACCGAUGAAAUUUUCAAUCUGCAACAUAAACUGAACGUGAAAUGUUCAAAGAAGUCCGACUGUGACCAUUCAUAUUUUGUAACUUCAAUUUGGGGAACUGUUGGUAAAAUGGACUGGGAGAAAGAUGGAAUCAUUGUGCGUUCUUGUGCAAUUUUGAUCGUUGGCGGUGAAGGCUGUAAAUUCCCAGACGGACCAACAUGCACAAUGAGUCUCUACAGAGACUUGACUAAAAAAGCCGAUGCAGAGAGCGUUCAUGGUGGGCAAAUGCAUCAAUUUGGUCCUGUGACCUCAUUAGACCAAGUGACAAAAGCAUUAAAGAAGUAUGCCAAGAAGACAAAGCAACAAAUCACUUUACCAGACGGCACCUUGACUAGAACCUCAAAAUAG
This is a messenger RNA of Meira miltonrushii, 965 nucleotides long. RefSeq lists its product as uncharacterized. The record is from RefSeq and is a predicted model, not a curated record. Lineage: Eukaryota; Fungi; Basidiomycota; Exobasidiomycetes; Exobasidiales; Brachybasidiaceae. Bases 219 to 965 code for a protein of 248 amino acids. The transcript has a single exon.